Molecule: messenger RNA, 2287 nt
Organism: Oryzias melastigma (Indian medaka)
Lineage: Eukaryota; Metazoa; Chordata; Actinopteri; Beloniformes; Adrianichthyidae
Product: cytosolic 5'-nucleotidase 1A
Biological process (GO): nucleotide metabolic process; adenosine metabolic process
Cellular component (GO): cytosol; cytoplasm
Molecular function (GO): nucleotide binding; 5'-nucleotidase activity; magnesium ion binding
Source: RefSeq, a predicted model, not a curated record
AGCUGUUCAUCGAGCGCUUCUGCAUGACUGGAGGAAACAGUCCCAUCGGCUACCUGAAGGCCUACCACACUAACCUGUAUCUGUCUGCUGAUCCAGAUAAAGUUCACGAGGCUCUAGAGGCAGGUAUAGCAGCAGCCACCAUGUUUACUCCAGACAAGAUGACCGAAGUGUCCGAGACGCAGCUCCGUGUCGCCUUCGAUGGCGACGCCGUCCUUUUCUCGGAUGAGUCUGAGCAGAUUUACAAGGCCCACGGACUGGACAAGUUCUUCGAGCACGAGAAAGCGCACGAGAACAGGCCUCUGGACCAUGGACCACUGAAGGGCUUCCUGGAGGUUCUAGGGAAGCUCCAGAAGAAGUUCUACGCCAAAGGCCGUCGCAUGGACUGUCCCAUCCGCACCUAUCUGGUGACCGCUCGCAGUGCAGCCAGCUCCGGCACCAGAGCCCUGAAAACCCUGCGCUCGUGGGGCCUCGAGAUCGACGAGGCUCUGUUCUUAGCGGGAGCCCCGAAAGGCCCAAUGCUGGAGAAGAUCAGGCCGCACAUCUUCUUUGACGACCAGAUGUUUCACGUGGAGGGAGCGGCGGAAAUGGGGACGGUGGCGUGUCACGUGCCCUACGGGAUCGCACAGAGAGUCGCGAGGAAAGGAGGGAAGGACAAAGAGACUUCUCCUGUAGUGAAGUAGCAAAGAGACCAAACCAACAGGGAUCCCUUCAUAUUACAUUGUCAUUGACAUGAAUGAAGCCAUAUUAUAUUUUAUCAUUAAAUUAACCAAAAAAACUUUAUGUGCAAUCGACUAUUAUAGAUGUUUAAUAAUCAGAAAAUCAAUAGAUUUGCUUUUUAAAAAUCUAACAUGUUUGUCUAGUUAUUGCUCAUCUUGAUAGUGCAAUUUAAAUUAUGCAAAGUCUGUAAAUCAGUCACUGAGAUUCACUUUAAAAUAUAUUAAAAAAAACCUUACUAAAUUCCAAACAUGACUAUGUUGGCAUUUUCGACUUAGUAUAACCCGUAAAUUAACACGUGGGUAUUUUAACACAUCAAUUAGAAAAUGUUCUUUAUGCAACAAGAACAUACUGACAUUAUUUCUGUGUUCACACUGAACCCUUAAAAUGUUUUGAUGCCCCUUUUCCAAAGCAAAGCGCCUUAUUAUGGAUUAGUGCAAUUUUACUGUACAGAGUCAAAGCAGUGCCUUUUUCCUCCUGUUCUGUUAUGCAUGUUACUUUGUUUACCUCCUUCAUGUUCAGGAUUAAUGUUUGUGAAUGUAUUUUGAAACAAGAAAACACUGGAAGAAAUUUAUGGAGAGAAAAUAGAUUAAUCCCAUAACUCUGGAAAAAUUUUGUGCGAGUAAUUCUUGAUUUGUAAUUCAUAGGAUACAUUUUUUGCAAAAGUGCAAAAAUUAUGAAUUCAUGAAUAUAUAAAAUACAAUUUACACCUGCAAAAAUUAAAAUUACAACAGCUUGAAACUAACAAAACAUACAAGUCUUUCAAAAUGAUGCAAAAAUCACUUGUUAUGCACACACAAAACCAUAUUUAUGCACAAAUCUGAUGUGAGACUCCUUUCAUGUCUCCAAGAUUUAUUUGUCAGUGAUGCGUUUAAAUGCUGCUAGAAUGCUGGGUCAUCAGAGUUGUGCGUAAGUUUGCGUGUGCGUAACAAGCAAUUUGUGCGUAAUUUUUAAAGAUUUGUGCGUAAAGCUAAUUUCAAGUUGUUGUAAUUUUGAUUUGUGCAUGUGUAAAUUGUAUUUUAUAUUUUUUUUGGAAUUUCAAUAUUUUUAUACUUAUGUACAAAAUGUAUUGUAUGAGUUACAAAUCAGGGUGAGUCUAUUUUCUCUCCAUAGAAUUUGUUUACAGACUCAAGAUUUGAAGUUCUGCUCUCACUGUUGAUCGGUUCUGUUUGCUGUUGGUUCCUAAAGGAUCAUAUCUUAUAAACUGCAGCCUGGCAGCCUCUUAUGUUCUUUUGGUGUUAAUUCUGAUGUUAUAACACUUGUUCUUGAAGUUGGUGUUGAAGAAGUCAAGAGUUUAUUGUGUCCUCGUUGUUGGUGAUUGUACACAUUUGAAAGCCUUUUUUUUAUUUAUGUAAUUGAUCUCAUCACUGUAGUAAACUAAAUUAAAAAAAGAAAGUAAAAAUUAUGUAUUUUCACUGAUAAAUCUGUAAAAACAAAUAAACAUAAAUGCACAAAAUAAACAAAUACUUCCUUCAAUGGACAGCAGAGGGCGACAAACGCUAACAUUAUGAUCUUCUGAUGUUCAAAUUUCAAGCUUCUGAUCACGCAAACAUUCUUGAGAUUAAAGAAUUAG